This is a messenger RNA of Juglans microcarpa x Juglans regia, 1200 nucleotides long. Its product is annotated as agamous-like MADS-box protein AGL61. The transcript has 2 exons. Gene Ontology annotation, biological process: positive regulation of transcription by RNA polymerase II. Gene Ontology annotation, molecular function: protein dimerization activity; RNA polymerase II cis-regulatory region sequence-specific DNA binding; DNA-binding transcription factor activity, RNA polymerase II-specific. The coding region runs from base 149 to 1075 and encodes 308 amino acids. The record is from RefSeq and is a predicted model, not a curated record. Lineage: Eukaryota; Viridiplantae; Streptophyta; Magnoliopsida; Fagales; Juglandaceae.
UCUCUCUUUCAGUGCUCAGCCACCAGCUCUGCCCGUGUCUCCUCCACCUAGAAGCUGCUCUCACGGUACUUCUGCUCACUUCCGGCAACCUUAAAGAUCACAUCAACUCCAUUACCACAACCAUCGACGCACGUACACAUUUUUGUUUAUGGCCAUGGCUACCACAUAUCAGAAAAUCAAGAAAAUCACUCAAGGCCGAAGGAAGAUUGAAAUAAAGCAACUGGAAAAUAAAAGUACCAAGCACGUCACAUUCUCCAAGCGGCGGGCAGGCCUCUUUAAGAAGGCAAGCGAGUUGUGCGUGUUAUGCGGCGUCGAUAUAGCCAUCAUAGCUUACUCUCCUGGAGAAAAGGCCUACUCCUUCGGCCACCCCAACGUCGACACGGUCCUCAACUCUUAUCUCACUGGAAACGCUCUCCCUGCAUACUCAGCCGUGAAUCCUUGGCCAGUGGAAGAGUUUAAUAAAGAGUACGCGGAGUCUCUCAAGGAGUUGGAGGACGAGAAGAAACGGUUGGCAAAUAUUGAUCAUCAGGAUCUGACGUCGAAGAAGAAGAUGGGGAACAAUAAUAUUGGGUUCUUGUGGGACGAGCCGAUCGAUGAGAUGGGGAUAGAGGAGCUGGAGCAGUACUUGGCAGCCAUGAAAGAGAUGAGGGCAAAGGCAACAGAUCAGUAUUUGAGGAUGCGAAACUCAAUAAACAAAUUGCAGACAUCAGAUUAUAAUUAUCAUGGGGGACUGGGUUAUCAUAAUGAUCAAGGGUUAGGGGAUUAUAAUCAUCAUGAGUGUGGUAAUAAUUGUCUGAGUGGAAUUAGCGGUACUGGAGAAGAUGUUGGAAGUACUAGUAGCGGUGGUUUCGGGUUAGGGAUCAAAUAUAAUUAUCAGUUUGGUAAUCCGGGUAGUGGGGGUGAAAUUGGUGGUGAUUUUGGAGCAAGUAGUUGUACUGGUUUUGGGUUAGGGAAUUACCAGUUUUGUAGUAAUCUGCAGAACAGUGCUUAUACUGCACCCGGGAGUACUGUUGGUGUUGGUGAUUAUGAGCAUCAUGUCGGAAGUAGUAGUACUGGUUAUGGAUUUGGAGUAUAGAAUGAGUAGACCUGCAUUAAUAUUGAUGCAGUUUUGGUGCGGCCUUUUCGUCCGAUAGUAGUACUACGUACGUACGUAGUCAAUUAUCUCUCUCUUAGAAACUGGUAGCUGUUAACUAGGGUUUG